Chenopodium quinoa (quinoa) is the source of this 1292-nucleotide messenger RNA. Its product is annotated as nuclear transcription factor Y subunit B-3. The record is from RefSeq and is a predicted model, not a curated record. Bases 147 to 791 code for a protein of 214 amino acids. Gene Ontology annotation, biological process: regulation of transcription by RNA polymerase II. Gene Ontology annotation, cellular component: CCAAT-binding factor complex; nucleus. The transcript has a single exon. Lineage: Eukaryota; Viridiplantae; Streptophyta; Magnoliopsida; Caryophyllales; Amaranthaceae. Gene Ontology annotation, molecular function: DNA-binding transcription activator activity, RNA polymerase II-specific; protein heterodimerization activity; RNA polymerase II cis-regulatory region sequence-specific DNA binding.
GGCUCAUAUUCAUCCACGUGGUCGCUUUUGAUGCAUUAUUACUCCACCAAUCCAACGGAUCCCCUGCACUUCCUUUCUCCCUCUUUUUUCCUUUUUCUCUCUCCUCCUCCCACUCUCUCUCCUCCCAAACCACGCAGCGUUUUCCGAUGGCGGAUUCCGACAACGAAUCCGGCGGUUGCGGAAAUCGCGAACUCUCCGCUCGAGAACAAGACCGUUUUCUUCCCAUCGCUAACGUCAGCAGAAUCAUGAAGAAAGCGUUGCCGGCAAACGCUAAAAUCUCCAAAGACGCUAAAGAAACCGUUCAAGAGUGUGUGUCGGAGUUUAUCAGCUUUAUCACCGGAGAAGCCUCCGAUAAGUGUCAGAGAGAGAAGAGGAAGACGAUUAAUGGCGACGAUCUUUUGUGGGCGAUGACGACGCUUGGAUUUGAGGAGUAUGUUGAGCCAUUGAAGGUUUAUCUUCAUAAGUAUAGGGAGUUGGAGGGUGAGAAAACGACGGUUUCCGGCGGAAGACCCGGUGAGAAAGACGGAUCUUCCGGUGGAAAUUCGGGUUCCGGUGGUGGUGGUGGUGGCGGUGGUUCUGGCGGGUAUGGUGGUGGUUCCGGUGGGAAUAGUGGUGGUUCCGGUGGUGGAGGUGGUAUGUAUGGUGGGAUGAUGAUGAUGGGGCAUCAUCAUCAAGGUCAGAUGUAUGGGUCGGGUUCGUAUCAUCACCAUCAAAUGGUGGGAAUGUCGGGUUCUACAGGUGGUUCGGAUAGCAGCGGUGGAACGACAUCCACCGUUGUUAAAAUAAGAUAGGUGGUGGUGGUUGUGGGUGGAGAAAUGUAUACAAAUAGUGGGGUAACUAAUUUAAGGGGGGUUAAAAAGUGGCGGGUUUUUUCUUUUAAUUUCUUUUCUCUUUUUUGUUUAUUUUUAGAUGCCUUUUGAUGUGUUAGGUAAAGUGGGAGUAAUUUUAUAUGUGUAAUUCUUAGUUUAAUAAUUAAUCCUAAUUAUUAGAUAAAUAAUUAUUAAUAUUAUGAUUAUUAUUGGCUAAAGUAUGUAACUUUAGGGAAAAAGGUUUGUGACUGGAGGAUAGAGAGAUCUAACAUGGGAAUGAAGAGAGAAAGAUAUUGGAGGAAUGUGUAUUUUAUGAGGAUUCCUCAUGCUAUAUUACUACGUAAUAUUGUUAUUAGUUGAAGUGACUAUUGUAUUUAUUAAUCCGUUGAAAUGUUACACAAAUCUCGUGUGCAACCGUUAUAAAUGUGCACAAGAUUCACUUUGUACAGUUUUUGUUAAACUUAAUAUUUCUAUGAUUUAAGA